UUUGACUUUGAAAACUGUCAGAUUGAUCAAGCUAUUUUUGGCUAUUUUAACGUAUGGAAGGUAUAAUUUAAGAAUUAAUUAUGAAAGCAAACUAUAAACGCAUUUAAUAGAUCAUCAAAAUACUUUGUACCUGGUCUUUUUGGGGUUCACGAUGGCAGAUAAUCCAAGCAGUGACGGAUUUUCGGAAGCAGAUAGAUUGAGAGAAGAUGAAUUGGCUCGAGAAUUGGAGCAUAGUGACUCCAAUGAAGAUGAUUCUCAAGAAAUAUCAUUGGAAAUUGAAGAAAAAUUGCUAAAAGAUGAACCAGAAUAUACAACAUUGGUCAAUUAUGGAGACAAUAUCCAGGAUUCACAAAGUAAUAUUGUAAGUUACUCUGAUGAUUUGCACAAUAUUGACAUCACUCAUGAAACUGAAGAACUGGGUAACAGUAUGUAUACUGAAAACUCCAAUAGCUUCAUAACAACACAAUCUGAUUUGCAUGACAUUAGUGAACAAUAUGAACCUUUCGGUGAGUAUAAUUAUGAUAUGCAACAAUCUGAAGACAGGCAAUAUGAAAAUGAUAAUGAUAAGUAUGAUAUUGAAAACAAUGGUGAUAUGUCCAAUAUAAAUGAAUCUCAAAAUGACAAUUAUGAUUCACAAAUGAAUGAUGAUUUGUUGAUUUGUGAAAGAGAGAGGGAAAAGAAAAGUAAAAAGGAGUUAGAAGAAGAAGAAAGAGAAAAAAUGCAAGUUUUAGUAUCAAAUUUUACGGAAGAGCAGCUGGAUAGGUAUGAAAUGUACAGACGAGCAGCAUUCCCUAAAGCGGCUGUAAAACGUUUGAUGCAAACAAUAACGGGAUGUUCAGUGGGGCAAAAUGUCGUAAUAGCAAUGUCAGGUAUUGCUAAAGUAUUUGUCGGAGAAGUUGUUGAAGAAGCUUUAGAAGUUCUCGAGAAGUCUGGUGAGCCUGGUCCGUUGCAGCCCAAACAUUUAAGAGAGGCUUUACGUCGCCUGAGAGUGCGUGGCGCUAUACCUGUCAGAAGAGGCUACAAAAGCACCCUUAAGCUUUGACGGUUUCAACUACUUAUGCUGUAAAUAUAUUUAUGCGUGGAAGGAAUCAAUUGGUUCGUAUCAGUCAAUUACUUAGAUGUCUAAUUGUCAUGUAAAUAAUUGUUAAAUAUUAUUAAGAAUGUGUAAAAAAUUGUUUGUUUCUCAUUGUUCGAAAAUAUUAGGUAUAAAAAUGAUUUGUUACGUUAACUCAUAUAUAAAUGUAACAUGUAUUUAAGCCUUCCGUUUAAGUUACAAGAUUGGUGUUAUAAAGUCUACCUUUAUCUAAUUUUAUAGGAAAAUAUUUAUAGUACGACAAGCUUAUUUGGCAUAGAUGUAGAGCAUAAUCUGCAAGAACAUAUAUACUACUUAUUAGUAGCGGGUAAUAGUAGUAGGAUGUCUUGUAAGGUUAGGUAUCUACUAACCCUGUAGUAAGUGGUUGUGGGCUGUUAGAAUCACAGCUAAUUGAAGUCGUGAUUUUUUUUUCAUUUAAAUAAAACAGCAUCUACAGAAUGUUGGUCCAUACUCUGUUUUGCACAUAUAUUGCUGAUUUGAUUCAAAACAUAACCACUACUCGUGACACAACUGACAGAUAAAAGAUUCAUCUUCAGUUCAGAAACAUAGAGGACCAGUCUCAUAGCAAUUAAAAAUUCUGUCUGGCGUCAAAUUAUAUUUGUCAUAUAUUACCCCAAACAAAGAUAGAAAAUGUCCACCUAUUAGCGAAAACAAAACACAUCCAGAGUGUAUAGUUUUUUUGUAAGUGUGGGUGGCCCCGUCGUGACACGCGUCCCCGUUAUGCCCCCCUCUCCCCUAACUACAUAAGCAACCAGGAAAAGAUAUUUCAGAUUUUUAUGCUGGCUAGAAAUAACCGAUAAUCAUUACUUUUGGAUCACCCGUCGUAAAUGGCAGCUUCAGAUUCCUCGAGCCUGGCUUUUAGGGAUUAUAUCGUCACUUGCGAAUAGGUCUAGUAUUUCUCUGCAAGUAGCCAGAUUUACCUCCGAAGUUGUGGUUUGCUUAGUUUACGCACCCUAUUUGACAUUUACUUAUUGAUCUUAGGCAAACUUUCCUUGGUUAGCCUGCAUUCGAUUAAGUUUUUCCAUAGCUCGCUGUGAAGAGCAUAACUUCUAUUCGUUUC
Messenger RNA from Papilio polytes (common Mormon), 2153 nucleotides. RefSeq names its product transcription initiation factor TFIID subunit 11 (gene Taf11). The record is from RefSeq and is a predicted model, not a curated record. Gene Ontology annotation, cellular component: nucleus; transcription factor TFIID complex. The transcript is spliced from 5 exons. Lineage: Eukaryota; Metazoa; Arthropoda; Insecta; Lepidoptera; Papilionidae. Bases 152 to 1042 code for a protein of 296 amino acids. Gene Ontology annotation, molecular function: protein heterodimerization activity; transcription coactivator activity. Gene Ontology annotation, biological process: transcription initiation at RNA polymerase II promoter; RNA polymerase II preinitiation complex assembly.